UCGGGGAAGUUUAUCGCCCUAUCUGAAUGACAGUGCAUUAAACAGACUGGAUUUUCCAUUACCUGCACAUGCAAGGCUGAGCCUGAGGUUUUGAGUAGCAAGUCCAGAUGAGAUGACAGGGUAGAGCCUACACUACAGGAUGAUUCUAAGCUAAACCUUCAAGCAUUCAUCAACAUCAACAUAAUAAAUUGAAUCCUGUGAAAUUGAAUGUGCAAAAGAAACACAGAGAGACUUGAAUCUUGCGCGGAAGGAGAGAACCGUAGAGGGAGCCCUCCAAGAUGGCUGCCCUUCAAACAGAGUAUAGACGGUUGGAGACUGUCGAGGACGACGCACAGGAGGAUAGGGACGUCAUGCUCCACGUUGUGCAUGACUCUGGAAGAGCACGCUGGAAUCACAUCGAGAAUCUAGAUGAAUUCUUCACAAGAGUCUACCAUUAUCAUCAGAGGAAUGGAUACCUGUGUAUGAUGCUUGCCCAACUCCUGGAACUAGUGCAAUUCCUGUUCAUCAUCUUUUUCUCCCUCUUCUUGCUACAAUGUGUCGACUACUCUGUACUUUUUCAAGAUGACAAAAUCUCAGGGGCAAAGGUCACCAUUCCAGAUGCUAUCAUACCACUAGAACAGUGUGCCAAGAAUCCGUCUAGCGUGAUUGUGAUCUGUCUGAUCAUCGCCGGCAUCUUUUGGCUUCAUCGUCUUCUAAGGGUACUCUAUAACGCAUUCCACUUCUGGGAGAUCAGAUCAUUCUACACAAAAGCACUCAAAAUCUCAUCGAAAGACCUUGUGAAUCUGACAUGGCAUGAUGUCCUCAAGAGAGUUCAGCAGGUCCAAAGGGAACAGAGGAUGUGUAUACACAAGGCAGAGCUGACAGAGUUGGAUAUAUAUCACAGGAUAUUGCGGUUUAAGAAUUACAUGGUUGCCAUGGUGAAUAAGUCUUUACUGCCCUUACAUCAUCAUCCGCCUUUCUUAGGAGAUGUAGUUUUUCUCACCAAUGGAUUGAAGUACAACUUAGAGAUGAUCCUAUUUUGGGGUCCGUGGGCCCCGUUCAGAAACUAUUGGCACUUGAAAGAUGAAUACAAACGAUCAUCCAAGAGAGAGGAACUAGCAAGACAGUUAUCAAAGCAUAUCUUGUGGAUAGGUCUGGCAAACCUGGUCCUGAGUCCCUUCAUCUUCCUUUGGCAGAUCCUCUACUCAUUCUUCAGCUAUGCAGAGCUCAUCAAGAGAGAUCCUUCAACUUUAGGAGCCAGGAAAUGGUCGCAGUAUGGACGGCUGUACCUACGGCACUUCAACGAACUAGAUCAUGAAUUCCAAGCAAGACUGAACCGAGGCUACAAACCAGCUAAGAAGUACCUGGAUGCAUUCACAUCCAAUGUGCUUGCAAUCAUCUGCCAGAACAUAGCCUUCUUUGCUGGAUCUAUCUUAGCAGUCCUCAUCAUCCUCACCGUCAUCGACGAGGACGUCUUGACAGUAGAACACGUCCUCACUACCGUCACAUUACUAGGAGUUGCUGUUACAAUAUGCAGAACGUUUAUACCAGAUGAGAACCUGAUCUGGUGCCCGGAGACAUUGAUCCAGAGUAUACUAGCCCAGAUCCACUACAUCCCUGACUCUUGGAAAGGCCAGGCCCACACUUACAAGGUCCGGGACGAGUUCUCCCAGCUCUUCCAGUACAAAGCGGUCUACUUCCUCGAGGAGCUCCUGAGUCCCAUCGUCACUCCAUACGUCCUUAUCUUCAAGCUUAGAUCACGAGCUGUGGACAUCGUUGACUUCUAUCGCAACUUCACAGUGGAUGUCAUCGGUGUGGGGGAUGUCUGCUCCUUUGCUCAGAUGGACAUCAGGACCCAUGGAAAUCCCAAGUGGAUGACUGGUGGGAACACGGAUGCCAACCAAUACAACCAAGCUGAAGAUGGCAAAACAGAACUAUCACUCAUGCAUUUCACUGUAACCAACCCUAAAUGGACGCCACCCCAGAGCAGCAAGUUCUUCAUUAGUGCGCUAAAGUCACAAGCUCAGCGUGAUAUAAAAACAUGUAACAGACUUGAGGCUGAAAACAAUGCUCUGAUGACAUCGAUGAGGUCUAUUACGUCAUUGGAAGGGCAAAACAGUAUUCUAGGUAGUCUAGCUGUCCAGCACAGUAACCCGCCUUCCCUUGGUGCCAUCCCCACCCCCCACUUCCAGCCCCCUGCCCCCCUCUCAUCCCCUAUCACAUCCCCCAUCUCGGAGGGGGCAACAAGCCCCCGCCCCAGCCAGCUUGUGAUGGGCGGGAUCACUAGUUCGGAAGGCCCUCUGGAUUCCGAGGGGUCUGGUCUUCUUACGAGUUUGCAGAGUCCUGAUGGUGCUUUCUUGACCAGCAUACAAGGUCCUGGUCUAAUGCAGCAGUCUCUCGUACCAACGGCCAAUCCAGUGGUAACGGGGCCCUCCCCUGCCAACGUCACGACUGCCGACAUGAACUUUAGCGCCCUCUAUAUGCACCAGCUCCACGACAGGAGCGUCAUCUUGCCUGGCUCCACUUCCUUUGAGAUGCAGCCCCCUCAGCAGCCAAUGAACCAAUCCACCCCGUGGCAAAUGGAACCUCCCGCAGACUCCAUAGAGUCUGAUGAUGACGACCAGCCACCCCAGCACAUGCCAUUAGCAACAGAGGGGCAGCUCAUUAACACUGAUGACAUCAAUGUCUGAGACUCAAAUCUCUGGGCCUGGUUUCACCAAACGUGUGGUCAAUGGCAAGUCACAAUAUACUGUUAUAAGCUGCUGAACUCCUUCUUAUUGAUUGGAUGAGAACAAAUAAGUCCUAUGAUUCUAUCAUUUUUGUAAUCAAUAUUAAGUGUUAUGAUGGCUGUGUAAGCUUUUUUUCCUGGUGUGCUGAUGUAAAAUUUUAAGCAUCUCCUGGGGCCUGUUCCAGAGAGAGUUAAAUGUGACAGUGGUCAGAAAAAAAACAAAAUCAUUUAGGUACUCUUCCUUUGACUGUAUUUUACUAUUUUUGGUUCCAUACAGUGUCCAAUCCAGACACAACCAGCCUUUCUAGUGAAGCAUUCAAGAUGCAGAGUGCAUGUUGAAUAAUUUAUUUGUAUUUUUUCACUUUGUUCUGAGAAUGCUGGGUGCUACAUAAGCACUUGCCCAAUUGCCCUGGGCAAGUAUAAGUUAAAGUCGGGCAAGUGUUAUGAGGUAAAGACCAAAACUUUUUGGCUGUAUUGGGCAAGCAAAAUUCUCACAGUAGAAUUACAAUAUUAGGGUCAAUAGGAUAUAUAAUGACCCUAAAUUUGUUCAUGGCGGGCAAGAUAAAAUCACUUUGGAAAAAGAAAUGCAAGAACAAGGUACAUCAGUCAAAAGAGAGCUAAAAGGUCAAUGGUUUAUAAAACCACAAUAUAUAUAUUUUUGAAGAGGUUGUUUCCAAAGAUUUUUUCGGGCAAGCAAAAUAGAUUUUUGGGCUAGUAUUUUCUAACUAUUUAAAAAUUUACUUGCGUGAUAGGGAAAGUGCUUCUUAAAAGUUAUGUAGCACCCUUGAAUGUUUCAUGGAAUGAACUAUUGUUUGGUUGAGGAAGGCAGGUUUGUUUUGAUCACUCACAGUAGAUACCAACACGGAGUCUUGGCUGUACGUAUCAGAUCGGGGUCCGAUUUCAUGAAAAUUGUUGCAAUAACAAUAUUGCAAUCAAAUUAAAAGCUAAUGAUAUUGUGUUUGAUUAGCCGACAAAGUAGAACCCUAGAUAUAUUAGGUUAUUUGAACUAGAUUAUUGUACGUUUUGCUGAAAAAAAUACAUUAAAGGUAAAGAAACCCAAAUGGAUUAUUUGUUAUAAAGUAACAAGAAGAAAAAAAAGUCAACAUGAAAUAUUGAUAAAACCAACAAAUAACAAGGAUAUUGUGAUUUAAAGCAACAGCAACUGUGGUCACUAUGUGUGUGGGAUUUCAAAUUGGCCAAAUAGGUGAUGUAAUUGUGAUGUAAAGUAAGGUCUAAAUAUCUGUUUGAUCCAAUUCAUAAAAUUGCUCAAAUGUUGCCUUUUUCAAAACUUUUGCUUAAACUAUUAUUUUCAUUGCAUAAGUACGUACUUAUGCAAUCUAUAUUACUCUUGAUUAUUGCUCGGCUGUCAUGUGGUAAAACGAAAAUCGCUGUUCUGAGAAAAAUUACUUUCAAGUUUAGCGGAUUGAGCUUUUUGAUGAGACAGAAAUAAUGCAUUAUUAGCAAUGGGAAAAGAAGAAGCACAAUAAACACUAAUAACUGAACAAUUUUUAGCUUAUUUGGGGUUUUAAUUAUGAAAUAAAUGAGAUUUUUGUGUAGAUAGACUGUUUAACCACAGCACAUGUUUACACUCAUACUACACAUCAUAAGAUGGUAAAAUGGUCUAUCUUCUAGAUAGACCAUUUUACAAUCUUACCCCAAUCCACAAUAUUCUUCAGCGAUUUUCAAGACCGUUUUACCAUCUGACGGCCGUGUGACGUGGCGGUAAAUUGGUCUAACUCAAAGAAAGUUGGUGGUUGGUCGUGAUUUUUUACCUGAUUGCUAAGAAAGCAAGAAUGCUUGUAAGCAAGCAACCAGAGAGCCGACG
Molecule: messenger RNA, 4532 nt
Organism: Lytechinus variegatus (green sea urchin)
Lineage: Eukaryota; Metazoa; Echinodermata; Echinoidea; Temnopleuroida; Toxopneustidae
Product: autophagy-related protein 9A-like
Exons: 23
Coding region: 279-2669 (796 amino acids)
Biological process (GO): protein localization to phagophore assembly site; autophagy of mitochondrion
Cellular component (GO): autophagosome; phagophore assembly site
Source: RefSeq, a predicted model, not a curated record